This is a messenger RNA of Spodoptera exigua (beet armyworm), 2839 nucleotides long. NCBI's taxonomy places the organism in Eukaryota, Metazoa, Arthropoda, Insecta, Lepidoptera, Noctuidae. The record is from the annotation of a GenBank genome assembly.
CUGAGAUCCGAUAUAUCUGUCACUGUCAAAUAAUCAUCGAGUCGAAGAAAUGAUUCAAUUUGUAUUUUGCAAAUAAAAAUAUUAAUUGCAUUGUGUGAUAUGUUAUCCUCUUUUUAAAAGACAAUUUCAAAUGUUAAACUAAUUGUGAGGGUACCGAGGAAUAUACACCAGCACUCAAAUUCAAAUCAUUGAUAUCUGUAAACAACGAUGAAUUGGUAGAAAAACAAACAGGAAAAAAUAGCAAUCAACUAAAUUUGUUAUCAACAGUGUUCUAUAAUAAAUUGGAGUGUAAUUAAUAUUACAAAAUGUCGGCGUUACUAACUGCAGAUUGGUUUUUAUUGGACACCUAUUACAGGAAGUUUGAUCUUUACAACAUGAACUGGUCCAUGGAUGAUGGACUGGAAAACAUGAUAGUCAGUGGAGCUCAGUAUGGAGGCCCUAUGGCUGUGGUCAGGGACAGGAAACAGUUUGUUAGGAUUACCGGAGCUGCUAAACCUGUAAUCACUAUCUAUAAUGGAGUUGGAAAUGUUAUAUCUAAGAUUUUGUGGAAUAGUGGCGAGCUGGUACACAUGGGCUGGUCUGACACAGAGCAGUUGUUGUGUGUACAACAAAGUGGCGAUGUACUAGUUUACGACAUGUUCGGGGCAUAUCAAAGGACUUUCAAUAUGGGACAGGAGGUCAGGGACACUAAGGUGUACAAAGCCCGUAUAUUCCCAAGUCCUCAUGGGGUUGGUUUAGCUGUUAUCACUACCACAAACCGCAUGUUCUUGAUCAGCAAUGUCUCCGACCCUAAAGUUAGAUCUGUACCUGAUUUACCAAGAGCAAAUGAGGCCAUAUCAAGUUGGUGUGUGAUUGGUUCUGGAAUAAUUGUAUGUAGAGACAAGGAAAUAUACAAAUGUCAACCAGGCGAAACUAGAGCUAUUCUUAUGCGUCCUGAUAUAAAGAAUCCGUAUACACAAAUUCUAUCUAUAGUCCCGUCGCAAAACGGCAAGCAUGUAGCUUUGUUCACUGAUUCUGGUAUCCUAUGGACUGGAUCAUCUGAUUUCAAGACCACGUAUUCGGAAAUAGAUACCGGGUAUAUCAAACAGCCGAAGGAAUUGAUGUGGUGUGGAUCCCAAGCUGUUGUAGGACAUUGGGACGACACUCUAUCUAUAUUUGGCUCCACAAAGGGCCAAUCAUCACAAUACCCCUACGAUGGUCCUUUUCACCUCAUACAAGAAAUCGAGUGUGUACGAGUCGUAUCCGAAAUGACUCACGAGCUCAUACAAAAAGUGCCAUUCGUCGUCGAAAGGAUAUUUAGAAUAAAUAGCGUCGCACCCGAAUCUUAUUUGCUAGAAGCUUCUCGACAAUUCCAGAACCACAGUCACAGAGCAGACGAGUACAUAAGACUAGUGAAACCAAAUCUCUCAACGGCAGUUCAGAACUGUAUAGAGGCAGCUGCCUUUGAGUUCAACCCUGAGGUCCAGAAGAUGUUAAUAAGGGCUGCUCAGUUCGGCAAGUGCUUCAUCAUGGACCCUGAGUUAACUGACCUUUAUGUGAAGACCUGCAGAUGGUUGAGAGUCUUGAACGCUGUCCGGGAUCCUAAAGUUGGCAUACCACUUACUUCUGUGCAAAUGACAAAUCUAGGCGAGCGAGUUCUCCUGGAGCGUUUAAUACGGCGUCGCUUACAUUGCCUGGCGGUGCACAUCGCGUCCUACCUACAACUCAAGGAUGGAAGGACUAGGGUGCUGUCCGACUGGGCCUGCUAUAAGGUCACUCAACCGCACUUGGACAAUGAGAGCGCGGCGCGUGAGAUUGGCGAUAAACUGCGCAACGUGCCCGGUAUAUCUUACACUACCAUCGCUAUGAAAGCCGCUGAAAAGGGAAGGAAAGCCCUUGCUAUCAAAAUAUUAGAAUAUGAAACACACAGCAAACUCCAAGUACCUCUGCUCCUGACGUUGGGUGAAGGACCGACCGCGUUACUGAAAGCCACAGCGAGCGGUGAUACGGAUCUGAUAUACAUCGUACUACUGCAUCUUAAAGAAAAAAUGGGCAAACGAGAAUUCGAACUAACAAUACGCAGUUUCUCCCUCGCUCAUGCGCUUUACAUAAAGUACUGCGCGAAUAACAAUAGGGAAGCAUUGCGACAAGUUUAUGUACAAGAGGAUGACUUCCAAGGUCAAGCCGCGACGCACAUCCGAGAUGCCAUCGAGCAAACCAACCCUGGGAGCAUUGAGGCAUCUCUUAUAUCUGCUAGAGAGUGCUAUAAGAAGGGCAAGAAUGAUCUAGGGGUCUCAAUCUGUGAAGACGGUCGCAAGCUAUGCAAGCAACAGUCGAGCCUACAGGAGACAUACGGAACCAGCUUUGUAGGCCUCUCCUUACACGACUCUGUCAGAACCCUUCUUGAACUAGGAGAGAUCAAACUCGCUGACAAACUGAGAUCGGAAUACAGAAUGCCCGAUAGAAGAUACUGGUGGUUACGCAUCCUAACACUAGCUGACAAGGAUGACUGGGCGGAAUUGGAAAGGUUCUCGAAGUCUAAAAAGUCUCCGGUUGGAUAUGAGCCGUUCGUCGACGCUUGCCUGAAGUACUGCAAACAAGAUGAAGCUCUCAAAUACUUACCACGAUGCAGCGACGACAUCAAAGUCAAGUAUUAUGUCAAAGCUGGGUUCUAUGAGGAAGCGGCAGAAGUGGCCUUUGAACAGAAGGACGAGAGCGCUCUCUUAUUUGUGCAAAAUAAAUGCCCAUUGAACGAAACUACCAAACACGCUAAGAUCUCCUCACUUCUCGAACGAUUACCUAUCAAAAAGUGAACAUUUUAAGUGUACUAUUAGGUUGAAAUUAUUAUUCCAUUAUAAAU